Moesziomyces antarcticus is the source of this 1599-nucleotide messenger RNA. RefSeq names its product transcriptional activator. Gene Ontology annotation, molecular function: protein binding. Gene Ontology annotation, cellular component: Set1C/COMPASS complex. The coding region runs from base 1 to 1599 and encodes 532 amino acids. The record is from RefSeq and is a predicted model, not a curated record. The transcript has a single exon. Lineage: Eukaryota; Fungi; Basidiomycota; Ustilaginomycetes; Ustilaginales; Ustilaginaceae.
AUGAACGCGCAGCUGCUGAAUCCGUUUACGAUCGACAUCCCGGACUCGGUGGCGAGCACGAUCGAGGCGGCCGAAUGCACCACGUGCGUAUUCAACCACGGCCUCAACGCACUCCACGGCCAAUACCUCGCCGUAGGCCGCAGCGACGGAUACAUCACCGUCUGGGAUGUCGAGACCAAGUCGGUGGUACGCGUGCUUUCGGGCCACGUGCGUGCGGUCACCGCGCUGGCUUGGUCGUCGUACAACCGCUAUCUCGCCAGCUGCAGUGCCGACUGGAACGUCAUCGUCUGGGACCUCGCUGCCAAGUCCCACCCCGGCCCAGCACUGCGUUCCGCACCCUCAACAUCCGCAGUCCCACGCGAAUCGAACGGCGAAAGUGCAGGCGUGCAGGCGGGGUCGGAGCGCAAAGUGACGCUGCGGUUCGACUGUCCCGUUGCAUCGGUGCAGUUCGCACCAGGGAAUAGCAAGAAGCUCCUCGUGGUGCUGGCGUCCAACCAAGCGCUGCUCGUCGACAUUACCGAAAAGGUGCGCGUCCGGCGCCGGGCGGGAGCAGCGAUCGAGGUGGACGAUGCGGCGACUUCACCGGUCCGUAUUGGGCUGCAUACGGGUGUUGGGGCCGAGUCAACCGCCAUCACCGCAGCGCGCUUCACCCCCGAUGGAAAGUUCAUUGUUGCGGGCACGUCAAAGGGCAGUUUGCUGGUGUUUGACUCGCAGACGGGGGUGCUUUUGGACGAGAAAUCCGUCCUCGCCACCACGUCGGGUGUCAAGAAGCUCGCCUUUGACGCAGCGGGUCGGUUGCUAGUGGUCAACUGCAACGACCGCGCGCUGCGUGUUCUGGCUGUAUCCACCACCGACCUCGGAACAGGGGUGGAGGAUGAGCGCAGUACAAAACGCAGACGCACGUCGUUGGAGUUGACACUGCAACACAAGAUCCAAGACAUGAUCCAACGCACCGCCUGGAACGACCUCGGCUUCUCGCCCGAUUCGGACUACAUCUACGCCGGCGCAGCUCACAAGGCAGCUCACAACGUCUACGUGUGGGACCGCACAUCCGGUACGCUCGUCAAGAUGCUCGAAGGACCCAAAGACUGGCUUGUGGGGGUCGACUGGUGUCCCCACCGCCCAAUGCUCGCAUCGGCCAGCAAUACCGGUACGAUUUAUUUGUGGUUCACACCCGCCGAGGAGAUCUGGAGUGCCUAUGCACCAGGAUUUGAGGAGCUCGAGGAGAAUAUCGAGUACGAGGAGCGGGAGGAUGAGUUUGACUUUAUCGACGACCAGGACUCGAAGGAUCGCCAGAAGCAGCAGGAGCAGGAAGCGGCGCAUGUGCGCAUCCAGCCACACUCGCUCACCGCCACAACCACACGCGCGACACUCGAUCCAGACCAUCUCUUCGACACACUCAACAUUCCACACCAACAAAGAGGACAGAGAGACUGUGUGGCAUUCCGAGCGGUGGCGCAGUAUCUACAGCCCAUGGAUCCCGCGUUAGAGGACACAGAGGGGGUGGUGCUUUCGCGCGCCGACGACGACACCGCCGAGCUGUUCGUCAUCCCGCCACGUCUCGAGACCGACCACUCCGACUUCCACCACGAUCCCUGA